AUGAACGUCCCAGCUAUGGGCGUGACUAUGUUCCGGCCCACGCUCAUCUUUGUUGCCAAACGCAUGUUGAGCGCGGCUCUUCAAGGUAUCGAGCAUGGCCAGUUGAAGAUCAGCUACCCCUCCCCUGAGUCAGAGCAGGGAACUCACGAACAAGAUGUUUCCUUCGGCUUCGGAACACCUUCAGCCAUAGUGCUUGUGAAGGACGACUGGUUUUGGGUUCGCGUCUUGGCCUCAGGUAGCGUGGGCUUCGCGGAAGCGUAUGUCAAUGGCGAGAUCGACUCACCAGAUCUGCUCGGCAUUUUCAAGUUAGCCUUGCUGAACAGACGCAUAUUCAUGAAGCUGGAUAAGCAGUCGCCGUUCAUGACAAAACUAUACUCGUUGUUCGCGAGAACCAACAGCAUCGAACAAGCAAAACAAAAUGUCACUGCCCACUACGAUCUCUCGAAUGACAUGUUUGCAGCUUUCCUCAGCCCGGACAUGACGUACUCUUGCCCGCUGUGGCUCCCCUCGCAUGACCCAGACUAUGUCAACGACAGUCUCGAAAAAGCGCAAAGGCGGAAACUCUCAUACCAUAUCAAGGCCGCCAGAAUUCAACCCUCAGACCACGUGCUCGAGAUCGGAACAGGCUGGGGAAGCUUUGCGAUCCAGGCCGUGCAGGAGACGGGGUGCACCGUGACCACAGUCACCCUGUCUAUAGAGCAGAAAGCUUUGGCUGAAAAGAGAAUCGAAGCCGCCGGUCUGUCAGACAAGAUCACGGUCUUGCUCUGUGACUACCGGGAGAUUCCGAAGCUGGGUAUUCGGUUUGACAAGGUCGUGUCGAUUGAGAUGCUCGAGCACACGGGAAUCGAGCACCUUCACGAGUAUUUUGGUGUGAUCAAAGAUCUGCUGCCCGGGGAUGGCGCCAUAGCAACGUUUCAGGCGACGAUGAUGUCGGAGGCGAUCUUCCCCGGCGCGUACCCGCCUUCUCUGCUGCAGACCCUCCACGCGAUCGACAAGGGAACGGGCGACCACUUCAUUGUCGACAGGGUCGAGACCUUUGGCGGUUUGGGGCGGGCGUUUCAGGAAUGGGGCGAAGCCUUUGGCCGAAACUUUGAGUCUCGAAUUCGCCCUGACUUGAUGGCCAGACGGCCACAAGCCUGCGACGCAGAGUUUUACUUUACGUACUGUCAAGCUGCGUUCGAGGCGCAAACGGUUCGGACGGUGACGGUCAGGUUGGUGCGCACGGGGGCUCGGAUCCUUGCACAAGACUACUAUGAGUGA
This is a messenger RNA of Purpureocillium lilacinum, 1260 nucleotides long. The record is from RefSeq and is a predicted model, not a curated record. NCBI's taxonomy places the organism in Eukaryota, Fungi, Ascomycota, Sordariomycetes, Hypocreales, Ophiocordycipitaceae.